CUGAUUCUUUGACCCUUGAAAGGAAAAGAAACAGUCAUGCUUACAAGUUUAAAGAAUUGUUCAGUUGGAUGAUUCUGAAAGGAUACAGCCUUGUUAUUAACACUGAAAAGUUUAAUUACAUUUCAUUAUACUAUACUAGCUUCUCUUAAUUGGUAAAAGGAGACUAUGAAAGCAAAAACAAAAAUGCUUAAUCUCUAGGAGCUAGAUUUUCCUCGCUGCUUUGUAAUGUAAAUGUGCCUGUGUGUAUAUUAAAAUUCACACACUCCAUCUCACUGGCUUUUAAUGGAGGGGUCACCUGACUUCACCUAGAGCCGCCCCCCUCCCUUUCCCAGAGGAAACCCAAAAGUGAGAGACAGGCUCGUAGAUAACACAGGUUCUUGUGCUGAGAGAUGUAAAUGCCCCUGACUGACCGGGAAGCGAGCGAGGUUGCUGGUGGGGGUUGGGGAAAGGCAAACGGAGGCAGAGAGCAUAAGCGAGAGAGGGGAGAAGGAGAGAGAGGGAGAGGGAGAGAGGGAGAGGCAGAGGGAGACAGAGAGAGAGAGAGAGAAGUGCUGCAUGCUUCAUCUUUGAGAGGAGGGAAAACAAAAGAGCUCAGCGGCAGUUUUGUGUUGCUGUGUCUGGCUUAAAGAGGAAAAUUCUAGACAUCCAUGUUGAAAAAUCAAAGCUCAGCUGAGACUACUUCUAUCAAGAAAAUUAUUUUUAUCUGCGAAUGGGUUGGAUCAGUACAGGUGGUUUGAGAAGACACUGACUGAGGACCAUGGAAAGGUGGGAGAGGACGUGCGGCUUCUCUGCUUCCUUUGAACAGAGCUCUAGGCACCACAAGGCCACAUAAGGAGGGUGAGGUCCCUGGAGUGGAUUAUAUUUUCAUCACUGUUGAAGAUUUUAUGGAAUUGGAGAAAAGUGGUGCUCUCCUAGAAAGUGGGACUUAUGAAGACAAUUACUACGGUACCCCAAAGCCGCCAGCAGAACCAGCACCAUUAUUGUUAAAUGUAACAGACCAGAUACUUCCAGGAGCCACUCCAAGUGCUGAAGGAAAACGGAAGAGGAAUAAAUCAGUGAGCAACAUGGAGAAAGCCAGUAUAGAGCCUCCUGAGGAGGAAGAGGAAGAGAGGCCUGUGGUCAAUGGAAAUGGAGUAGUAGUAACACCAGAAUCCAGUGAACAUGAAGACAAAAGUGCAGGUGCCUCAGGGGAGAUGCCCUCCCAGCCUUAUCCUGCACCAGUGUACAGUCAGCCUGAGGAGCUGAAGGAGCAGAUGGAUGACACAAAGCCAACUAAACCUGAAGACAAUGAGGAACCAGACCCAUUGCCUGAUAACUGGGAAAUGGCCUAUACAGAGAAGGGCGAAGUCUACUUCAUUGACCAUAACACAAAGACAACAUCAUGGCUGGAUCCACGACUUGCGAAAAAGGCUAAACCUCCAGAAGAGUGCAAAGAAAAUGAGCUUCCAUAUGGCUGGGAAAAAAUCGAUGAUCCCAUUUAUGGCACUUAUUAUGUUGACCACAUAAAUAGAAGAACACAGUUUGAAAAUCCUGUCCUGGAAGCAAAAAGGAAGCUACAGCAACAUAACAUGCCCCACACAGAACUUGGAACAAAGCCCCUGCAGGCCCCAGGUUUCCGAGUAGACAGCUCCUCAUGGACAUUACCUAGGCCCAAAUCCAUCCGCCCCCGUGCUGCCCCGGAGAGGUCGCGCAGCGUGAAUGACUUGUCUUACUAUCAGCGCGACCCAGCAGGGAGGCUGUUCGAAAAACCACUCUUCACCCGGGAUGCAUCCCAGUUGAAGGGAACAUUCCUCAGCACCACCCUAAAAAAGAGCAACAUGGGCUUUGGAUUUACCAUCAUUGGUGGAGACGAGCCUGAUGAGUUUCUGCAGGUGAAAAGUGUGAUUCCGGAUGGGCCUGCAGCACAGGAUGGAAAAAUGGAAACAGGUGAUGUCAUUGUCUAUAUUAAUGAAGUUUGUGUCCUUGGACACACUCAUGCAGAUGUUGUCAAACUUUUCCAGUCUGUUCCUAUUGGUCAGAGUGUCAACCUGGUGUUGUGUCGUGGCUACCCUUUGCCCUUUGAUCCUGAAGACCCUGCUAACAGCAUGGUGCCACCCCUUGCAAUAAUGGAGAGGCCACCUCCAGUGAUGGUCAAUGGAAGACACAACUAUGAAACAUAUUUGGAGUACAUUUCUCGGACCUCACAGUCAGUUCCAGAUAUAACAGAUCGGCCGCCUCAUUCUCUGCACUCCAUGCCAACUGAUGGUCAGCUAGACGGCACGUAUCCACCGCCCGUCCAUGAUGACAAUGUGUCUAUGGCUUCAUCUGGGGCCACCCAAGCUGAACUUAUGACCUUAACCAUUGUGAAAGGUGCCCAGGGCUUUGGCUUCACUAUUGCCGACAGUCCUACAGGACAGCGGGUGAAACAAAUACUUGACAUUCAGGGAUGCCCUGGCCUGUGUGAAGGCGACCUCAUUGUUGAGAUCAACCAGCAGAAUGUACAGAACCUGAGCCAUACAGAAGUAGUGGAUAUACUUAAGGACUGUCCCAUUGGAAGUGAAACUUCUUUGAUUAUCCAUCGAGGAGGUUUCUUUUCUCCAUGGAAAACUCCAAAGCCUAUAAUGGACCGAUGGGAGAAUCAAGGCAGUCCUCAAACGAGUUUAUCUGCUCCGGCCAUACCGCAGAACCUGCCCUUCCCACCUGCCCUUCACAGGAGCUCCUUUCCUGACUCAACAGAGGCCUUUGACCCACGGAAGCCUGAUCCAUAUGAGCUCUACGAGAAAUCUAGGGCCAUUUAUGAAAGUAGGCAACAAGUGCCACCCAGGACCAGUUUUCGAAUGGAUUCCUCUGGUCCAGAUUAUAAGGAAUUGGAUGUUCAUCUUCGGAGGAUGGAGUCUGGAUUUGGCUUCAGAAUCCUCGGGGGAGAUGAGCCUGGACAGCCUAUUUUGAUUGGAGCCGUCAUUGCCAUGGGCUCAGCCGACAGAGAUGGCCGCCUUCACCCAGGAGAUGAGCUUGUGUAUGUUGAUGGGAUUCCAGUAGCCGGCAAAACUCACCGCUAUGUCAUCGACCUCAUGCACCACGCAGCCCGCAAUGGGCAGGUCAACCUCACUGUGAGAAGAAAGGUGCUAUGUGGAGGGGAGCCCUGCCCAGAGAACGGAAGAAGUCCAGGCUCUGUAUCCACCCACCACAGCUCUCCACGCAGUGACUACGCAACCUACACCAACAGCAACCACGCUGCCCCCAGUAGCAAUGCCUCUCCCCCUGAAGGCUUCGCCUCCCACAGCCUGCAGACCAGUGAUGUGGUCAUUCACCGCAAAGAGAACGAGGGCUUCGGCUUUGUCAUCAUCAGCUCCCUGAACAGGCCUGAGUCUGGAUCCACUAUAACUGUGCCCCAUAAAAUCGGACGCAUCAUUGAUGGGAGUCCUGCAGAUCGCUGUGCAAAACUAAAAGUGGGAGACCGGAUCCUAGCAGUGAAUGGCCAGUCUAUCAUCAACAUGCCUCACGCUGACAUCGUGAAGCUCAUCAAGGAUGCAGGUCUUAGUGUCACCCUUCGCAUCAUUCCUCAGGAGGAGCUCAACAGCCCCACCUCGGCACCCAGCUCAGAGAAGCAGAGUCCCAUGGCGCAGCAGAGUCCCCUGGCACAGCAGAGUCCCCUGGCCCAGCCAAGCCCAGCCACCCCCAACAGCCCCAUCGCCCAGCCAGCACCACCUCAACCACUUCAGCUGCAAGGACACGAAAAUAGUUACAGGUCGGAAGUGAAAGCAAGGCAAGAUGUGAAACCAGACAUCCGACAGCCUCCAUUCACAGACUACAGGCAGCCCCCGCUGGACUACAGGCAACCCCCAGGAGGGGACUACCAGCAGCCCCCACCCUUGGACUACAGGCAGCCUCCCCUGCUGGACUACAGGCAGCACUCCCCCGACACCAGGCAGUACCCUCUGUCGGACUACAGACAACCCCAGGAUUUUGAUUAUUUCACUGUGGACAUGGAGAAAGGAGCCAAAGGAUUUGGAUUCAGCAUUCGUGGAGGAAGGGAAUACAAAAUGGAUUUGUAUGUGUUGAGAUUGGCAGAAGAUGGACCAGCAAUAAGGAAUGGGAGGAUGAGGGUAGGAGAUCAAAUCAUUGAAAUCAAUGGGGAAAGCACAAGGGACAUGACACAUGCCAGAGCAAUAGAACUCAUCAAAUCUGGAGGAAGACGAGUGAGGCUGCUGCUCAAGAGAGGCACGGGACAGGUCCCAGAAUAUGGAAUGGUACCUUCCAGUCUCUCCAUGUGCAUGAAAAGUGACAAGCAUGGGUCCCCAUAUUUCUACUUAUUGGGCCACCCUAAAGACACGGAAAGAUCCAAACUGGCUAGAACUGACAAUAGGAAGGACGAACCCGCCCCCUGGAGUUCUCCCGCUGCCGCCGCCCCAGGUCUGCCGGAAGUAGGCGUCUCCCUGGACGACGGCCUCGCUCCAUUCUCUCCAUCACAUCCAGCCCCACCCUCCGACCCUUCCCACCAGAUAAGCCCAGGCCCAACUUGGGAUAUCAAACGGGAACACGACGUUAGGAAACCAAAGGAGCUUUCAGCCUGCGGCCAGAAGAAGCAGCGCCUCGGGGAGCAGAGGGAGCGCUCGGCGAGUCCGCAGAGGGCCGCGCGGCCGAGGCUCGAGGAGGCGCCCGGCGGCCAGGGGCGGCCCGAGGCCGGCAGGCCCGCCUCGGAGGCCAGGGCGCCCGGGCUCGCGGCGGCAGACGCGGCGGACGCGGCGCGGGCGGGCGGGAAGGAGGCGCCCCGUGCGGCGGCGGGCUCCGAGCUCUGCCGGCGCGAAGGCCCGGGGGCUGCGCCGGCGUUUGCCGGCCCGGGCGGCGGCGGCAGCGGCGCGCUGGAGGCCGAGGGCAGGGCGGGUGCGCGCGCGGGUCCCCGGCCGGGCCCGCGACCCCCAGGGGGCGCCCCCGCGCGCAAGGCCGCAGUCGCGCCGGGGCCCUGGAAGGUGCCGGGCUCUGACAAGCUGCCGGGCCUCCUCAAACCCGGCGCCUCGGCCGCCAGCAGAUGAGCCGCGCGGCCACGGCCAACCCGCCCGCCCCGGCGCAGGCAGUUCUUCUUAGGUUCCGUCUCACGGCGUUUUAAUUUAUUUUCACUGUCACACGCAUAGAUCCACGAGGCACCAAGGCCUGGGAGCAUCGACGUGAAGUCCCACGUGUCCGGUGUGCUUGGGCGGCAUCGCGUCAACGCGCAGACCUAAACUGAUCCUAAAGCCCCCGGUUCCCUUGUGGGGGCUUUGGCAGCUAUGGAAGAACCAAAAUAACGUGAAGAACAUCACAGAGACAGUGCAGUGUAGCUUUAGUUUAAGAAAAAAAAAUAUUCCUCCCCACUGCAUGAAGGACUUGGAUGUCAUCCAAACUUUAUAUCAAGAAACAGGACAGUUAAGAGCAAUCACAAACUGGAAUAUCGCCUUAAAAAUCAAACUGCACGGAGCAAGCUGAAACUGAGACAAGAUUAUAUCUUUUAAUUGAUCUAAAGCGUUGUAAAUAAAUUGUUCUCGACAUAUCUAGACAGGGGUUAAAGGGUUUCUUUGACACAUUCGGAACCGUUCACCCAUGACAUGUUUCCAUGGCUCACCCUUGGCAUCCAUCCUCGGUGUUAGCAGCAGCGUUCCCUGCCUCCUGCAGGAUGACUUAGAAAUCUAGUGAGUUUCUUGGUGUGAUGCCAUUUUUAUUGCCCUUUCUGUGAUCAAAUCAUAUUUCUGUACAUUUUCAGUGGUAGAAAAAAAGGUUUUAAAAAUUGUAUCCUAGGGAACAGUUUGCCAUAAGUCAGAAUUUUGCAGUUUAGCUCAUAGAUUUAAUUGGUUUUUCUCUAAAAUAUGAAUUUUAUAAUUGAAGGACCACAAUUUGUUUAAUCAAGAUAGGCAACGCUCCAGUUCCUUUAUGAAGAGGCUUUUCUGUCGUCCCAGGCUAGCAGAGAUGGAUAGCUUCUUUGUCAGCAAUGUGAUUUCACUUAUUUUAUUGUCUUAUUUUAAACCCUGUCUCCAUGACUUCAUUUGCACUUUGACAGAGCAGAGGCAGAGUAUUUGUCUUAUAUUUCUCAGAUGAUAAUAUUAAAAAAUUACAACCAAUUUAUUUUCAUUAAAGAACGUGAGUCUUUUUAGCAUUCCUUUCUGCUUAUCCUUCUUUCCUUACCCUUUGUCCUUUUGUUUCUAUUAGUUUUCUUUCGUCCUGUAUUCCUUGCCACUUUAUUUUGUUAGCAACUUCUAGAUGUUUAUCUUCAUGGAUCUAUGAUUGACCUCCUAGUAAAAUUCUAAGUCUUGCCUUUCUUCCCUGCUGUUUUAGCAUUUCUUUGUAAAAUGUUAGCUUCAAUUAAUUAGCCAUUGGUACUUACUGUAGCUACACAUAUUAAAAGGCAAAGUGUUUCUGAAGGCAAUUUCUUUUUAAUAUGCCCGAAUGAAUGAGGCUUCAUCCUUUCCAUAUUCUUACUCUUUACAGGAGUUCAAAUGCAAAUAAGCUUCACCUCCCUGCACUUGUAGUCUAAAAAGUAAAAGGGGCGAUCAGGUCCAUCUCAAAGGUCACACGUAAUAGCCUCCCUGGGCUGAUCAUUCCCUCUCCUUGUAAUUGCAGUAUCCUGAGUAACAGUUUAAUUUUCAUCAAACAUCGGAGUAGUUUAGUUGUUUGACAGGAGGAGAAUAAGGUUGAAAGCCUCAAGUGAAGGAUCUUGCAGCUUGUGAAAGCAAUUUCCAAAAAUGAAACCCAUUCAUCAUAAAACAAAAGCACAAACACAUGUAGCAGUUUAUAAUGCUUUUGGUUUAAUCUCAAUUAGUCUUUCUCCCCUGGACUAGAAAUCCAGUAUAGUUUGCCAUUAAUUUAUUGAAUCUGGUUUUGGACAAUGCUUCUGUAGUGUAGCUGCACGUCCUGGUACUGUAUCCUCUGACUUUAUUUUCCAUGUAUUACAAAAGGAAAAAAAAUUGAGAUUACACUGGCAUAAACUCUAGUUUGCACAGUUCACAGCUACUACUUGUGCAGUAAUUACUUUAUGCGGCUGUAAUCCAUAACCUGUGAAGACAGCACAUCAUCUAAAUCCCAUUCCAAAUAAUAUUUGUGUAGUGUUAGCUGUGAAUUUACCCUGUACAGCUGUAUCUCUAUAAAUAUAAUUCCAUGUAUUAAUAGUCACAGAAAGACUGUAAGUGAGCAACUAUUUUUAUGAAACGCACCACUAUGGAUAAAUUAACUUUUACAGAAAUCUUGUUUACUGUAUGAUAUUCUAAAACACUGUCAAAUAAAAUAUAUAUCCAAAAAUC
This is a messenger RNA of Gorilla gorilla gorilla (western lowland gorilla), 7247 nucleotides long. RefSeq names its product membrane associated guanylate kinase, WW and PDZ domain containing 2 (gene MAGI2). Gene Ontology annotation, biological process: receptor clustering; signal transduction. The transcript is spliced from 24 exons. Gene Ontology annotation, molecular function: signaling receptor complex adaptor activity; beta-1 adrenergic receptor binding; type II activin receptor binding. The coding region runs from base 885 to 5012 and encodes 1375 amino acids. NCBI's taxonomy places the organism in Eukaryota, Metazoa, Chordata, Mammalia, Primates, Hominidae. The record is from RefSeq and is a predicted model, not a curated record. Gene Ontology annotation, cellular component: cytoplasm; dendrite; cell-cell junction.